UUUAUUAUUAUUCGUUGUCUUUUCUCUCUCUUCAGGAAGCUCUGAAGUCUUUGGUCGUUCCUCACCGGAAGUUCUCUCUUCAACGAAGGUGAAUCUGCGAGGGAGAGAAGGAAGAAGAGAAGUCAGUCGCAUCGAACGUGAUCUCGAUUGUGGUUUGUACCCGCCAUUGUCUCCGUGUAAGUCCAACUCCCAUGUUCAUUUCGCUCUCUAAAACCCUGCUACGGCGCCCGUUGUUCUUGAACGCCGCUCUUAGAUUAAGCUCCGCCGCCGCCGCCGCCGCCGGCUCGAGUCGACCCUCUUUCGCAGUGUCUUAUCUCGUGAACUCAUGUGGGUUGUCUCCGGAAUUGGCGUUGUCCAUUUCCAAUUCCAACCGCGUCGCGUUCGAAACCUCGGCGAGGCCCGACGCGGUCAUUGACGUCUUCAAGAACCAUGGUUUCUCUCAAUCCCAGAUUUCGAAUAUCGUUGGGAGGGGGCCUCGGCUGCUUUUGGCGAGUCCUGAGAAGACCCUCUUGCCCAAAUUGAAGUAUCUGCGCUCCGUCGGCUUUUCCGGCUCUGACCUGGCGAAUCUGAUCACUGGUUUUCCUUACUUAUUGACUAGGAGCUUAGAGAAGCACCUCAUCCCCAAUUUCGGUAGGCUUCGGGACUUUCUUAGGUCCGAUAAGAAUGCGGUUGCAGCGAUUAGACGCAGUCCGAGAAUAUUGGUGAAAGGUUUCGAGACUACAGUCGAUCCUUUCGUCAAGGUUUUGAGAGAUAAUGGAGUGCGUGAAUCAAGCAUUGUGUGGUUAGUUCAGUGUCAUUCUAGGAGGAUGAUAAAUUGGUACGAUCAACUCGAGGAAAUUGUGGAGAAAACCAAGAGGAUGGGCUUUGAUGAUCCUUCUGCGGCAAAUUUCGCUGUGGCUAUGUUAGCGGUCAUGGGGAUGAGCAAAUUGGUGUGGGAGAGGAAAUUCAAUGCUUAUGGCAGGUGGGGUUGGUCUAGAGAUGAUGCCAUGAGUGCUUUUGUGAAUUGUCCUCGGUGCAUGACGAUGUCCGAGGAAAAAAUAACAGCAGUGAUGGGAUUUUUUGUGAAUGAAAUGGGGCUUGAAUCUUCAUAUCUUAUGCAACAUCCUAGGUUGAUCCCGCUGAGCUUAGAGAAACGGAUUCGUCCUCGAUGUUUGGUUUUUAAACAUCUGCUGUCAAAUGGUUUGAUGAAGAAAAAAGUUGCCUUUACCACCCUGUUGUCGAUGUCUGAUGAACAUUUCCUGGCAAAGUUUGUGACCUCUCAUAUCGGGGAAGCUCCGGAAUUACUGGAUAUAUAUCAGGAGAAGAAGCAUAUGGCGAUGGGGACACUGGUUCCAUGAAAUAGCACACAGUGCCAAAUGAUUCGUUUGCCCCUCUUUCGCUUAAGGUUGUCAUUCUGUUUAUUCUGCGCCUCAAGUUUUGGCUGCUGAUUCUUUUGAGCUGUAUGGUUUAUUGAUAGAGAACACCUACCAUAUUUUGUGAAAUCGUGGAGAAUGUCUAUUGUUUCAUAUUCUCCCUCCAAGUUGGUUCCUUAUUCGUAGGCUUCCUGGAUACCUUGCCUUAAGGUAUAUUGUUCAUUUGAAAGCACGGCCUAUAUGAUCCUUGAUUGUUGGCUUGAUAACAUCAAAAAGUUAAGUUGCUCAUGUAUGCUGCUGGUUCAUCUUUAUUUGAGCAAAGUUUUUCAAA
Molecule: messenger RNA, 1683 nt
Organism: Eucalyptus grandis
Lineage: Eukaryota; Viridiplantae; Streptophyta; Magnoliopsida; Myrtales; Myrtaceae
Exons: 1
Coding region: 192-1337 (381 amino acids)
Biological process (GO): regulation of DNA-templated transcription; chloroplast organization
Cellular component (GO): chloroplast
Molecular function (GO): double-stranded DNA binding
Source: RefSeq, a predicted model, not a curated record